This is a messenger RNA of Vitrella brassicaformis, 2227 nucleotides long. NCBI's taxonomy places the organism in Eukaryota, Vitrellaceae. The record is from the annotation of a GenBank genome assembly.
UCACAUCUGACGGCCGGACUCUGAAAGAGAAGACACCACACACAAAAUGACAGCAGCCGACACAUACACAUGACGUUCAUCCCCCACGUGUGUUUGUGAGUAUUGGUCUUACCAUGCCCUCCAUCCUCACCUGCCAGCUCCAGCCCUCUAAACAGGCGCUCCUCAGUCCCCUCCUCGUCCACCUGCCUCUCCGCCUCUCUCUCUCCCGCCUCCUCCCUCCCGGCCAGGCCGUCCGAUGUGCCGGGCGACUCUCCCUCAUCGGCUGUCUUGUUGGCGGUGUCGGCGCCCUCCUCUGCCGGCGACGCGUCUUCUCGCCUGACGUCCUUGACCAGCGGCUCCCCCACCAUCCCCACACCCUCGACAACAAGCCCGUUGGUCUCGCCAUGGCCUGACACAUCACCGGCAUCCUCGGUGGCUUGGUUGGGGUCGGCGAGAGGCGAUGGGAUGGAUGCUCGUGUGGUGGUGCCCCAGUGGGCAUCGAGAAUGCGUUCCUCCAUCUGCAUCAGCCGCCCGUCCAUGGUGACGAGGCCCUGGGGCAGCCGCUCCAUCCGCUCCCACGGCAUGGGCCUCACGCAGUCCACCACCAGCUCCCGCAUCAUCACUCCCACCUCUCUCGCCCACUCCAUGCAUGGCUCUGUCCGCAGGAAGAGCGAUGGAGGCGUCGGUGCUGUUGACGCGCUCGACUGGGCGGGAGGUGGGAGGACCUUUGGCAGCCGAUCGGCCCAGCUGAGGCCGUUCUCGAUGGCCACUCGGAGGCGCAGCUGGUGGAUGGUGCUGGGCUGCUCGGUGGUCUGGAAGGACUCGCGAAUGCGCUCCAUGUACUCCUGGAGUACCUCCCCCAUCAGCACAGAAAGGGCCUCCAGCCCCACGCCGAAGAUGAUGGCCGCCUCACCCACCCACAUCUUGGCCUGGUCUGGUAGGUAGAGCCCCCUGUCCUGCAGCAGACGCAGCUGCUCCUCCAGCUUGCCCUCCAGCCGGUCCAUCUCCCCCUCAUCGGUGAUGCCGCAGCCGCUCUCCCACCCAUCGACCGACACGAAGUCGACCUCACUGUCCGCCUCCUGCUCGUGCCUCGUGGCGCGCUGCCCGGCCCAUCCCUUGGCCAGCAUCAGGGCGAACUCAGGUGCGUGGUGGUGUGGGGUGAUGGUCCACAGGUUCUCGUCCUCUGUCUGGUCCUCCUCGCUGACGCUGGCCAAGACGGGCAGCCGACCGAUGGUGUUGGGCAGCUGCUGGCUGGUCGGCUUGGCAGUGAGGGCGUGGCCCAGGUCGAUCAUGCGCAGCUCCUCGCAUGCGAUGCUGCUGUUGCUGUUGGUGACGGUGGGGGCCGGCUCGCGGAUGAGCAGCUCCUGCGGGUCUGCCGUGAGCCUGGCUGCCGGCUCAACCAGCCUGCCGUCCAGAGGGCCGACGACCGGUGGGAUGCGCUGGAGCAUGGGCAGCAGUGCAUCGCUGGACAUGUUGUCCUCGGCGAGGACGCCCAGCAGAAUGGCCGCAUUAUGCAGCCGCACCAUGCCCCGCAGCGCCCGCACCUGGAUCAGGGCGACCUCCUUGAGCAGGGCCUGGAUGUUGGGGCGAUGCAGGUCGGCGCUCCUGCUGACGGCCGUGGUGAUGGCAGCGCAUUUGGCAGCGAUGUCCUUGAAGUCGCCAUACUUAGCUGAGUGAAAUGCCAAACACACAUACAGCACGGUCAGGGAUGAGGGUGUUUCUGAUCGAUUGUUCAGUGCGAGUGUGCAGUGUGUGAGUGGCCUCGUCUUACUCAUAUCCAGCUUGGGCAUCCGAAUGGCGAACACCCUCUGCAUGGCCGCGACCUCCUGCUGUGUGAUGGGGACGUUGUUGGCCAGCGGCGACUUGAACAUGGCUGUGGCGCCGUCGACGUCCGUGUGUGCGGCGAGGACGGGCAGGAAGGGCCUGUGGCCCUCAGGGAUGCCGAGCUCCUCACACUUGGCCGUCACCGCCUCCAUCACGCGCCUCUCCUGGCAAAGCGCCAGCCACUUGAACUCCUCCACCUCCGACAGGCACGCGUGUUCUUCGAUGCGCACUGUCUUCCAGAUGCUGUCGAGGGCAUCCGUGGUGGUGAGGAUGCUGGCGUUGUUGCCGCCACCGUGCUCGUUGAUGAAUCCGGACGGCGGGUUGGGCAGUGCGGCGCCGAACACGGGCGUCUGGUCCUCCUCGUUGACGCGCACCUCCUUCAACACGUGCAACAUGAUUCUCUCUCACGCCAACAAGGGGCAGC